Arachis stenosperma is the source of this 2641-nucleotide messenger RNA. RefSeq lists its product as uncharacterized. The record is from RefSeq and is a predicted model, not a curated record. Lineage: Eukaryota; Viridiplantae; Streptophyta; Magnoliopsida; Fabales; Fabaceae. The transcript is spliced from 5 exons. The coding region runs from base 345 to 1883 and encodes 512 amino acids.
CUGUAGUUCUCAUUUUUGCUACACAAGUUAACUCUCUCUCUCUCUCUCUCUCUCUCAGCUACCCUUUACCCAUCAUCUCUGCCUCUUCCUUCGAAGCUGAAGCCCUAACUAAAAAUAAAAAGACAUCAAUUCUCAUCAGCGUUUCAUAAACCAGGAAAAUUUCACCACACACACUACCUUAUAACUUUUUCUGUUCUAAGGUGGAAAAAGAAAAGAGAAAAAAGAAGGAAAGAAGAAAAAGGGGGAAAAGAUUUCAUUACAGAGCUUCUAUUUUGGUCACUGUCGUUUGUUAAAUGGGUGCACCAAACUCAGCCGGGGAUGGAUCCUGACCGGCAUUGCUCCCAAUGGGAAAGUCCGACGAAGAGCACCACCAACCUUUGCCUCCCGGCGCCGCCGCCGCGGAAGAUCCGAGGCCCAAUGUGGCUGUCGGCGGUUCCUUUUCUUUUAGUCUUAGAUGCCUUCUCGUCUUGCUCUUCUCCGCCGCCGUGUUCCUGUCGGCUCUAUUCUUCUUGCCACCGUUCGCUAACUUCUCAGAUCAGAAGGAUCCACUUUCCCAUUCACAGUAUAAAGGUCAUGAUAUUGUUGCAAGAUUUUUCCUUGAGAAGCCAGCUUCUUUGUUAGAAGACAACACCGUGCAGCUUGCAAAUGACAUUUUUGAAGAGAUUGGAGUUCCCUCUACCAAAGUGGUCAUCUUGUCUCUAGAUCCCUUCCCAGGAUCAAACACAACAAAAGUGGUAUUUGCAGUUGAUCCUGAUCGUAAAUAUUCUGAAAUGUCCUCAGCUACCCUCAGUUUGAUUAGGGCAUUAUUUAAAUCUCUGGUUAUCCGCCAAUCGUUCCUCCAACUUACUCCAUCCUUGUUUGGAAAACCCUCCUUUUUUGAGGUGCUAAAAUUUAAGGGAGGAAUCACUAUAAUUCCGGAACAGAAGGUGUUUCCUCUGCAGCACGUGCAACCUCUAUUCAACUUUACUUUAUAUUUCUCUAUUUAUCAAAUACAAUCUAGUUUUGAUAGGCUGACAAGUCAGCUAAAGUCUGGAUUACGUUUGGCAUCUGAUGAGAAUGUGUAUGUCGUCUUAUCAAAUUCUGAAGGUUCAACAAUAGCUGCUCCUACAAUUGUUCAGGCGUCUGUCUUACUUGAAUAUGGAAUUACUCCAUCAAAGGAGAGACUAAAGCAACUAGCCCAAACCAUUACCGGACCCCGUGCAGAUAACCUCGGCUUGAAUAACACUCAAUUUGGCAGGGUUAAGCAGGUCCAACUUUCCUCCAUCUUGCAACAUUCUCUUAAUGGCAGUAGGGGUAGUGGCUCUAUCCAGUCGCCCUCUUCUGCUCCUGGUCCUAUGCCUCAUACACACCACCACCAUCAUCACCACCACCAUCACCAUCAGCUUCAUAAUGAUCACCUCAGUGCUCAUCUAUCCCCUGCAAGUUCACCUACACCUGCACCUGCACCUGCACCUGCAUCUGCAUCUACAGAAGGUGCAACUCCACCUGAAGUUGGUUCUCCUGCUGCAAGUGUGCCUGCAAUAGGUAGAAGCUAUCAUGCUCAGCCUCCUAGUUGUCAACCUGUGUAUAAGAAGAGGUCUACUCGGAAAGCUUUGAAACGUAGUCAUGUAACUCCUGCAGUUGCUCCUACUGCUUCUCCACACUAUCCUGUUGAAUCACCAAAACAACGAGUUGAAUCCCCAGCAUACAUCUCUCAUUCAGUUCCUGCUGAGAGUCCUAUACCAAAUGUAGCUUUUGCACAUGCUGAGUCGCCCCCACCUAAGAAUGAACCAGCUGCAGCUCAUUCCGACACAUAUUCAACUGGGCCAUCACCAUCUUCAUGCUAUCUUGGGACUGUUAAUUGGGCAUCCUUAAUGUUUGUACUACUUGUAUUACAUGUAUAAUCAUGUUCUGAACUGUACAAUCCGGCCAGACAAAAAAACUAGAAAAUAGAAAUUAUUAAAAAUGUGAACUAGUCAUUGUGAGUGGAUGUAAGUUGUCAUUAUGAGUGUAAAUAGUUGAUUAAGAUAUAUCCAGUGGGAAUGUACCCAAAGAGAAGGGAAAAAGGAAGAGGAAGAGAGGGGGGGGGGGGGGGUCGGUGUAUGCAUUUUCAGGUCAAAGUCCACAAGUGGCAGGCCUUUACAAGCAUCAUCGUUGUUAUGUGAAGUAAGGUGGAAAUUAAAAUGACGAGAAAAAAAAAAUGUGACAAUAUGCUUAUAUUUUAUUUUUGGUUCUCAUUGCAUGUAAUUUGUUAUGUAUCAUUCUCCAAGGCAGCUAAAGGUGUUGGCCAAGCUAAGACUAGAAAUGUUAAAUCGAAUGAGCCAAUGAAACACAUCUGUUGUUGUUGACUUGUUUCCCAUGUGACUUCUUUCAGCUCUCGCUUAUUACGCGUUUUGUGUCUCUCUCAAGUCUCAACCCACGUGAACAAAAUACAGCCAAACAAUGUAGAAAAUGGCACUUAGUUUCUUCCAGGUCAAUUUCUUAUUUAUUUAUUUAUUGUUUGUUUGUAGUUUAAAUAAAUGAAUGAUCAAGAAUAAGAUGUUUUCCCAAGAUCGGCCGUAUAAUAACAAAGCAGAUAUUUCUGCGUCGCUUAAUUAUUUUAAGUAGGAAAUGUUAGUUUAACAAACUGAUGUGUUCAUCACUGGAAAAAGAAAUCAAAGGA